AUGCGUCUGUCAGGCCUUCAAAAGGAGGUUCUCGGCCUGUAUCGGCAAUGUCUUCGAGAAUGCCGAAAGAAGCCCCAGGCAACCCGGCAGCAUUUCCAAGUGUUUGCCAGAAGUGAGUUCGACAAAAACAUCAAGGUCGACAAGAGAGAUUUUGCCGCCAUUGAGUUCUUGCUGCGAAAAGGCCGCCGACAGCUAGAGAUAUACUCGUCGCCGGGUGUCAAGGACAUCAGAUGA
This is a messenger RNA of Canariomyces notabilis, 234 nucleotides long. RefSeq lists its product as uncharacterized. Lineage: Eukaryota; Fungi; Ascomycota; Sordariomycetes; Sordariales; Chaetomiaceae. The record is from RefSeq and is a predicted model, not a curated record. The coding region runs from base 1 to 234 and encodes 77 amino acids. Gene Ontology annotation, biological process: mitochondrial respiratory chain complex II assembly. Gene Ontology annotation, cellular component: mitochondrion. The transcript has 2 exons.